Messenger RNA from Coturnix japonica (Japanese quail), 5377 nucleotides. RefSeq names its product eukaryotic translation initiation factor 4H (gene EIF4H). Gene Ontology annotation, molecular function: RNA binding. The record is from RefSeq and is a predicted model, not a curated record. NCBI's taxonomy places the organism in Eukaryota, Metazoa, Chordata, Aves, Galliformes, Phasianidae.
GCAGACAGGCGUUUGUAAGGGGCAGCCCUGGAGCGCGCGCCGCCGUAUAUAAGCGGCGCGGGGUCCUCUGGGCGUGGUCCUGUCACGCUCGCACGGGGUGGAGGCUGAGGUGGCCAUGGCGGAUUUCGAUCCUUACGACGAUCGGGCCUACAGCAGCUUCGGCGGAGGCCGGGGGUCUCGUGGUGGUGGCCUUGGUCCACGCAAACAGAAAGAGCUGCCAACAGAGCCCCCUUUCACAGCCUAUGUGGGAAAUCUACCCUUCAACACUGUUCAAGGAGACAUAGAUGCCAUCUUCAAGGAUCUCAGCGUAAGGAGCGUACGACUAGUCAGAGACAAGGAAACAGACAAAUUUAAAGGAUUUUGUUAUGUAGAGUUUGAUGAAGUGGAGUCACUCAAGGAAGCUCUUACAUAUGAUGGUGCACUUUUGGGUGACCGAUCACUCCGAGUGGACAUAGCAGAAGGCAGAAAACAGGAUAAAGGUGGCUUUGGUUUCAGAAAAGGCGGACCUGAUGACAGAGGAAUGGGAGGAGGUUCCCGAGAAACCAGAGGAGGUGGAUGGGAUUCCAGAGAUGACUUCGGUUCUGGAUUCAAAGAUGAUGAUUUCUUGGGAGGCCGGGGUAGAGGAACUCGCCCUGGAGAUCGACGACCACCGGGUGCCUUAAUGGGAAGUGGUCGUUUCCGAGAUGGGCCUCCCCUUCGUGGAUCUUCCAUGGACUUCAGGGAGCCAACAGAAGAGGAAAGAGCGCAGCGGCCCCGACUUCAGCUCAAACCUCGAACAGUCGGUACUCCCCUCAAUCAAGUAGCCAACCCAAAUUCUGCUAUCUUUGGUGGAGCCAAGCCCCGAGAGGAAGUAGUAAAGGAGCACGACUGAGUUUGGUGUUGAGAGGGAAUGGGGAGGCGGGAGAAAACGCAAGACAGUACAGAGUGACUAGCUCUGCUGGAAUGUCAACCCUGCAGUUUACCAUUCCUGCCAUCUGGCAUUUGUCCUCUUUGAAACCGAAAACACAGAGCUUGUGAAUGCAUGUCAGCUGUUAACAAGUGGUUUUUAGUAUGUUCUUGGCUUUGCUGUAUCUAGUGCCUGCUUUGUGCUGAGUUUCCUCUUCUGUUUCCUUCCAAGCAGCACAGUUGCCAGUAGAUAAGGCAGUGUGGCUGCUUCCACGAGUGUGGAGGUCUAUGGACAAAGGUGCUGCUUCACUUCCUCCUUUCUGGGUUUCUUUUACUUUAGAAGCACAGGUUAGACUUAGUUACGACUCCAUAUUGUUUCCUUUUACUUCCUCAGUGCUCCUCUUCUGACCUGCAUGUCUUGUUCUGUAUUGCUGUGGCUCUGAAGAGGAAAACUGGAGAGUCCAGAUGAGUUGAACAGAAUAAUUUACAGUUCUAACCAUGUGGUGAAAUACCAUUUAGGAUAAUUGAUGAGUAGUUGUGUAGAGCGGAGCCCCUUAUAAAACUAAGGAGGUAGCUGCCCUUUUCUCACAGGUUACCUGGAAGUAUCGAUAGCUGCAAAUAAAGUUGGCUGAGAAGCCUGGCAAAUAGGUGGAAUCAGUAUGGAUAAAGCACCUGCCAGCAGAGUGCUGCUGAUAAGACUUUUGUAGACUCAGAAUGGUAUGAUACUACGCUCCUGAGCUCGAGGUUAGUGCUGCAAAACUGUGCCUGUUGGAGCACAGCUGCUCACUGGCUCUUCUUACUUUUCUUUGGGUUUUACAUGUUUGGUAAAAAAUUUUUAAAUGAAGUUUCUACAGGUAAAACUGACUUUUUUUAUUUCAGGAGUAUAUACUUUGCCAUGCGGUAUGUAAUUGCCAUUACCCCCUGUAUUUCUUUGCCCAGUGGUGUACAGUUUUAAGACCUCUGCUUUCACAGUACCAUUAAAAUGGGCGGAUUAGAAAUAGUUACUCUAUAGAUUCUCUUCAUGUAGAAGUUUGGGUGGAAAGCAUCUCUAAUUGCUGCAUCUCUCUGAACUUGAAGUGUUUCUUGCAAUUCUUGGGUGUUCGGUGUGGGAGGAGGGAGGGGGAAGCUGGAACUAAAGGGAGAGAGAGCACGUGAUGUUUGAAAACAGAAUCUGGUUCUCUAACACUGAAGUGUGGAUACAUCCAAUGCAUGAGAAACGUGAGCCCCUAAUAUUAGUGCUGACAGCUUUCAGCUAAAACAACCAGCACACCAAAGUUCUUGGAAGCAUGGCUGCUUCACUGCCAGCAACCGCUGCUGGUGGUGAAUUCCUUCUCUAAAGUUACUUUUGUAAUGUCAGAGUCCCAGCAACUCACAGAACGACUCUUUCCUUCCUUCUGCCUGUCACUUAAUCUGCUUCUGAGAUAAGAACCAUUUGUCUAACACUAAUAAUUUAAGACAGACAUGCAUUUGUGUGGUUGUAUUCCAAACCAGUAAUUGACCUAUUUACAUCUCCAACGUGGAAAAGAUUUUAAGAACAAAUACCCAUAUAAAAUUCACCUCUAGUCAAGACAGUUGACUUUUAAAUGUUUAAAAAGAAAAAAAAAAAGAACAAAAAAAAAAAAAAAAGAAAAAGAAAAAAGACAAGAAUUCCAGACACUUAACACAUUCUGCUUCAUAACAAAGUAAGUUUAUGGAUAUGGUAUUUUGUGAAUGAUCUUUUAAAUAAAAGAAAACAUUAAGUAAUAUUUAACACUGGUCUUUAUUUGAGUCUGCUGUAGCUUGUGUCCAUCUCCCCCUCCAAAGUUCUUUAACGCUGUAUUGAUUUGGAAGUAAUGGAUACUUAAAUAAGGGGGGGUUGGAAAGAAGAAGGGGAGAAAUAUAAUCUAGGCAAGUACUAAACUGUAGAACUAGGUGGAUCUGGACUGUAGGAGGCAGUGAAGUAAAAAUCAUGUAGGAGAGGAAGCAAGUCCAGGUUUGUUCUGUGGCUUUAAGUUCUAUUGCAAAUGCUGCAGGGCAGGAUUUGGAAGUAUUGAAGCUUUUACUUCCUGAAGCUCCUGGUAACGUUUCCUAACAGCUGAAUUCUGCUGCUCUCUGAAAACGGUGCCCUGUCUGGUGAAGGGUAAAACGUGUGUGCUUUGAGUUGGAGUUGUGCAUUCUAAUGUGGUGUGUUUGGUAAGGCAAAAUGAAUAGAUCAGCUUGCUGUUUUCCUGCCUGGUUUCUCCCAAUAUCGAUCUGUUUCCUGCUGGUUGUAACUGUUAAUGUUGUUGUUGCCCUGUGUUUUCAAGUAGAUGCAUACUGCAGGGUAAGUUAAAAGCCAUGUGUUUAGUUCUUAAUUGAAGAAAUGAGCUUUGGCCUUCAUUCCUACUGGUUUUACUGCUUUCCAUAGUAUGAAAUGAUGGGAAGUGUUUGUCUUCCAGCUAUUGGGUCAGCUCUGUAUCCUCAAACGUGCCAUCGUGACAGUGUGAGCAUUGGAUCCCUCUCAGGAGUGACUUGCUGGCUGCACAGCACUGCCUGUCCCACGUGGCUGCUCUCAGAUGCAGAAGGGCUAAUGGCUGGAGAUGGCGUCCUUCAGCUGCUUCCAUAAGGCUUGCUUGUAGUUGGUCUUUCAAACAUGAUUAUAGUGGCAAUAAUUUCAUUACUGUGCAUGGUUGUGUUUGUAGAAGUGACACUGGUUUGUGAGGGAAGGAAAAAAGCUCAUCUCAUUCGAUUUUCUCUUCCCACCAACCUUUCACUUAAGAGUUUCCUACUAGUGAAAGCAGCCUGAUCCCCAAAUAGUCGCCUUUUAAUAGUUCAGAUACAUAAAUUGGCAUUGCCUGGUUUCCUUUGGGUUGUUGCACCUUAUGUCAGCAGUUGUAAAAGCUAUUUAAUUUCCUUAUGAUUGGGUUGUUUAAGUUUAUAAGAGGAAACAAGACGACUCCCAGCAGCAAAACACAGCUCGAGCUGUAGUGCUUCAUUUCACCUCGAGGCUUAACCUGGAUGGCAAAGCCUGGAGCAGGUUACUGCACUAGUAGCAGAUGGGUAAUUCACUUUGUAGAUGUUCAUAUUCUCACCAAGUAAUUUCUAGUAGAGUUGUUGGUUUCUUUUCCCAGCUUGAACUUAAGGAAAACUGCAGUCAGGAAUGCAGUAGGUAGUUUUGAUACUGAAAUGGAAUUGAACAGCUCUGCUGUUUGUGAACUGAGGGCUUUGCAUUCCUCCUGUUUGGCUGCAGGUUGAGGAGGUUGCUGUGGUGUGUAUCUGAUGUGCUGCAGAGCUGUACUGUCAACCACCAGCAGUAAAUAAGCACAGCUCUGUACAUGGGGUGGUCCCGAGUGCUAAACCACCACCUGCUUUGAUAACAGCACCGCGGUGGGUGCUGCCUUGUGGUCAUGAGUGCUGUUUGGUGGCUGAGCAGAUGAGUGGGGACAUUGAGCUGUUCAGAUGAUGGGCUGGUGGUGGAGCUGUGCCCUCAGGGCUGACUGAUGUGUGUAGUGUCAUUGAGGUGCUGGAUAUGCUGCUGUGACUGAGGAGCUGUGCUGACCCUGCAGUUGUGUUGUGUGCACUGCAGCUGGCUGUGGUUGAGUUUCAGCCCAGCCCUCACAGUCCUGGGCUCUAUUUGAGUAGUGCUGAUAUUUUUACAACCUGCCCUGUGUGUUCUGUUACGGUUUCAAUACCACCUUUAGCACGUCGCCUGCUGGGAGCAUUGCUGUAGUUUGAUCAUAUUCAUCGACUUUGCUUUCUGAAGUGGUUUGAUCCUGAUGUGACCCCCAAGCUUGGUGCACAUAAGUAAUAGCAAUAUCCUGAUGAUGUUCUGGGCCAGCUGUGAGCUAUUGAAGCUCCACGUGUCCAGCUUGCAGCUUUUCAGCUCUAUGGGGCUGUGCAGGAGCCCUGCUGGUGUCUGCUGUGCAAAGCUGAGAUGGACACAAGGAAUGGAGAUCAGGCUGUGGCCGCACAUGCAGUGUUAUGGAAUGCAUUUAGUGUCACUGUUCUUAGGUCUUAGGUCACGUUCCUCGUGUUACUGUAACUGUUGGGUUACUCCAUCAAAAGCAUUUUAGGGUUUCCUGUUCCAUAGCUUUUCCCAUUGCUGAAUGACUGUGACUUUGCCUGCUCCCUUUGCAGGCUGAAUGCAACUUCAGCUUCCCUCAUUUCUGUCCCCUUUGCAGCAAAAUGUGUCCGAGGGCUUUAAGGACCUCACAGAAACGCUGCUUAAUCCACACUCUGCUGUGUAAAGCUCUGCAGCACCCCGGGGUUGGUGUCAUUGCUGGGAACGUUGCUGGUUGCACCUUGUUGCCCUGUAGGUUUCAGCCAGGUCCGUGUUAUAGUGGCAGGGAUUUCCUUCCCACCAUGACGUCGUUCUGUUCUGUCACCGUGCUCCCCAAAAUCCGCCUCUUCCUUUUGAACAAACCAAAAAAUCACCGAGUACCUCUAUGAUGAACCCCCUGCAAAACCUGUACUGUAACCAACCUGUCAACUUUGUAUCGCUGUACCAAACUCCAAUAAAAGCAUUCAAACCUUC